Messenger RNA from Acanthaster planci (crown-of-thorns starfish), 2186 nucleotides. RefSeq names its product 2-Hydroxyacid oxidase 1-like. Gene Ontology annotation, molecular function: FMN binding; (S)-2-hydroxy-acid oxidase activity. Gene Ontology annotation, cellular component: peroxisomal matrix. The record is from RefSeq and is a predicted model, not a curated record. Lineage: Eukaryota; Metazoa; Echinodermata; Asteroidea; Valvatida; Acanthasteridae. Gene Ontology annotation, biological process: fatty acid alpha-oxidation.
AACGGCCCAGGGGCAUAUCCAAAACGUCACACGUCUUAUGCCCUGACUACAUAUGAGCCUCUCCUGCGUGUUUCAUUAGAGGACCAUGUUCCUCCACGCCAGCAAAAUCUAGGCACGCGUAUUUAAAUAUGGUGGAGGCGUCGAAAGUUUAAAGUCUGAAAGUGUCGUUCGUAUGUCGAGUGAAAACGGUCGGAUAUUGACAGAUUUUGCAGUCAAAAAUAUCACUACAACCCCAAAAGUUUGCCUUUUUAUUUAAGAAAGCCAUUCGGCGGUGAAGAAGAUAUUUUUGUUUCUAGAACUUCAACCAGAAGACCGGGAUUGUUCACAAUCAACAUGGCAUCAACGCCAGUCUGUGUAGAGGACUUUGAACCAUACCUCAAGGCGAGCGUGUCUGACUUCGUCUGGAGAUAUUACAGAUCAGGAGCUGAUGAUGAACAGACACUGAGAGAUAAUCAACGGGCCUUUCAGAGGUAUCGUCUUCGACCUCGAUGUUUGAGGGACGUGUCUCAACGAGACACUAGCACCUCUAUCCUUGGUCAUCGUCUUGCGUUCCCUGUUGGGGUGUCUCCCACAGCCGCUCACUGCUUUGCACACCAAGAUGGAGAAGUUGCAACUGCCAAGGGUGUAUCAAGUGUGGGAUCUGCCAUGAUUCUCAGCAUGUGGUCCAACAGGACUCUGGAGGACGUCGCAGCCUCUGUGCCCCCUGACACACCAUUGUUGCAUCAACUCUCCAUCAUGCAUGACAGAUUCAGAGUGGAGGCAACAAUCAGACGAGCUGAGGCAGCAGGCUUCAGAGCGCUAGUGGUAACGGUAGAUGAACCAAUGCUGGGGAAAAGGGCCCAUUACCAAGGCAGGGAGUUUGAUGUGAGGGAAAUUCGGUUCCCUCAAAUUCUACUUCCUGGAGAGCGAUACAUCGUUGACCAGAUACGAUUUUCCGAUUCACGAACAUGGAACGACAUUCUGUGGCUAAAACAGUUUACAUCGCUUCCACUCGUGCUGAAAGGUAUUCUCACAGCUGAAGAUGCAGUGGAAGCUGUGAGGCACGGUGCAGCUGGUAUCCUGGUGUCUAACCACGGUGGCCGACAGCUAGACGGGGUACCAGCAACGAUUGACGUCUUGGCAGAGAUCGUUGAUGCAGUGCGUGGUUCCGGUGUGGAGGUGUAUCUUGAUGGAGGAGUACGUAAAGGCACCGAUGUCCUCAAAGCCCUUGCCUUGGGUGCACGAGCCGUCUUCAUCGGCCGACCAGCACUGUGGGGCCUCGCUUACGAUGGUGCGAAAGGAGUAGAAAAAGUUCUGGGAAUUCUGAAAGAGGAAUUCAGCCUCGCCAUGGCUUUAAGUGGUUGUUCUUCAGUAGCAGACAUCACAUCAGACUUGAUCUCUAUGCCAUCUUACAGCAAACUGUAGAAACAGUUGAGAACCAUCCCCCGUUGUUGUUAAAGCCACUCCUCAGUACCAGCACCACACCUUGUGUCACAAGGUCGCUUAACAGAAAUCACUCUACAACUCGCCAAGCAGUUCACACCAGAUAUUCUUUCUAGCAACUUCAAUGCAGGGGGAUUUCUGCGCUUCUUUGAAUAAAUGUGACCCACUAUCCCAUAACCAGGCUGAAGUAAUGUAAUGUAAGUAACUUCAUAAACCUAAAAUAGUGGAACUUCCACUGGUCAGAUUUUCAUGGGAGUUUUACAGCUAUCACUACCCGUAAGAAGCUUAGUGAAGACAGAAAUUCGAUUUAACAUGGAUCACUUGAAAGUGUAAAAAUAAAAACUGAAGGACAGGAAUUGUCGAACUUCACAAGUGUGGCUCACAAACGUGUGCACCCAGAAAUUUUACACUAGUUACACUACUGCUUUCACACACCUAUAAAGUUGAUUUUCAAUCAUUAUAAAAAGGCAUUGUUUAACAAAAACUAAUUGUUUACAAAGAGCAAAUACUCAAAGAUAUUGAAUUCCUUGUUAGUUCUUUUUUUUUCUUUUAUUCUUUUUUAGUUCAGUUGUAAUAGAAGUUGACAAUAUACAUGUACUGUAAUUACCUUGAUGUAAAAGUUUCAUUACAAAUUUUUCUUUUGCUCUAUAACAGAUUCAAUGAAGCCUGGUUUACCAGGCCAAAUGCAUUGUUUCCUUGGGAGCUGUUUAAAAUCAACUUAGUUAAAAUUCAAUUCAAUUUGGGGGAGGGGACAACCCCUAAAA